AUGACAACCUCGAUCUCACAGACAGCUUCAGUUCCUUACGUUCAAGCUCCUGAGACAACUGAGCAACUGGAUUGGGCAGAUCUGGUGGCCUUAGACCUAUCCAAGUUUGACAAGCCUGGGGGAAAACAAGAGCUUGCAGAAGAAUUCGCGAGAGCGAUUGAACAGAUAGGCUUCUUUUACGUCAUCAAUCACGGACUCAGCCGGGAAGAUAUCGACCAACAGUAUGCUCUAGCUUCCACCGUUCUUGGCUUACCAAACGAAUACAAGCAACCGUUUAGAGCAGCACUCGAGGCCGGCAACUUCAAUGGUUGGAAACCCCCGGGGACCCGGGAGCUGAUCCCUGGUAUUCGGGACAAUUUUGAGAUAUACAAUAUCCCUAAGUUCAUCCCCGAGCAUGCAUCGCAACCACAUCCCAACGUAGUGAAAGAAAACUUGGCAACAAUCGAGAGAUUUUCCCGGUACGUCAACGACAGAAUCGUGAGGAAACUUCUAGUCAUAUUCGCCUUGGCACUUGGCCUCGAAGACGAAGAGUGGUUCGUUAAGAAGCAUCGAUAUGAGAAGUCUAGCGGUGACCAUCUCCGCUACAUGAAGUACUACGCGAGAAGUGAAGAGGAUAACCGAAAGCUUGGUGGUGUUUGGUUGAAGGGGGAAUCAAGACAUUCGGAUAUGGGUAGUUUGACCUUGCUUUUCCGACAACCUGUUGCUGCACUUCAGGUCCUCACAAAUGAUGGGACAUGGAAGUGGGUACGACCACAGACGGAUGCGCUUACUGUCAAUAUUGCCGAUGCAUUGCAAUUCCUCACGAAUGGCUAUCUGAAGUCCAGCAUCCACAGAGUGGUCGCUCCACCGAAAGACCAAGCGCACAUUGAUCGUCUGGGGGUGAUCUACAUGGUUCGGAUAGAAGAUGACACAGACCUUAUACCGAUCAAGGAAUCUCCCCUCCUACAGAAACUUGGCCUCACUGAAGGCGCGGUACUUGGAAGUGAUGGUAAGCCAGUGAAGGCGGGGGAAUGGGUGAGAGAAAGGAUCAUCAAAAAUAUUGGCGCCACGAGCCAGUCCAAUGGCGACAACCUGGUCAAUGAUCUUGAGGUCAUUAAGGGCGUCAAGACAACAUACUUUGAUUGA
This is a messenger RNA of Colletotrichum godetiae, 1125 nucleotides long. Its product is annotated as putative 1-aminocyclopropane-1-carboxylate oxidase. Gene Ontology annotation, molecular function: 2-oxoglutarate-dependent dioxygenase activity. The record is from RefSeq and is a predicted model, not a curated record. The coding region runs from base 1 to 1125 and encodes 374 amino acids. The transcript is spliced from 4 exons. Lineage: Eukaryota; Fungi; Ascomycota; Sordariomycetes; Glomerellales; Glomerellaceae.